GAGAAUAAGGUGCAACAGAACGGAGCUAGUCAAAUGGAAGGCAAAAUGAUAAUAUUUCUGAGGAGGUGUAUCUCUGUUGCUAUUUUGAUGAUGAUCAUGUUUAAUUUUGAUGAAAUGUUUAGAUUUUGACACACGAAUCAUUAAAUUCACAUUUAUAGUGCAGUCGAAUCUUAAAAGCUUUCCAAAUCCAGCUUAAUCUUUGGAUUUCCCUUUGCACUUGAGAGCAUCUGACUUUCCAUCGUUUGCAAUCUGUGGAUGCCCUGCGGUUAGCGCAGUUUGUUUUGAUCUCAUGGAAUGAUGGAAAGAUACGCUUGCCUAGAUAUCCACCACGAUCAAGGUCGUCAGUUUGUUAAUCCAUCCUCCUCAACACAGAAAUUUAGUUCCAUCCUUACGGAGAUUAACAAUAGGCGAUUGAGUAUGGGAAUCGAAAGGCAUUAAUGGCAGUGGUUGUUCAGAUAAAAAACGAAUGCAAGUGUCAUCCAUCCAGAGAUUUUCUCCGUCUCGAACGUCAAGAUCCCUUUGAUAAGUCAAUUCCCACUUGCGCUAAAAGGAGCACCAAGUUAUCAACUCCUUUUCCGUAAACAAUCGCCACGGCCUGUAACUUUUCCCCAUCCGCUGCUUUUUAAGCUUAGUGCCUGCUCUGUGUCGCCUGGUGAAAGCAUCAAUUACCACCUAGCCAUCCACCACCUCUGCCUGCGUCUGCGCUGCUGAGAUUUUACAAGUUCCCAUAAAUUCAAGAAGGAAGGUUCCUUCUUUAUCGAAUAUGACAAAAUGUUGGGGAAUCCUUGCCGCUGAAGAGGAGUGAGGAGAGGCGAGGCGGGAGCAGAAAUGGAUCUUGAGAGCGGACACUGUCCGAGAACUUUCAAGAAACAAUCUUGGAGGUCGGUUCUGAUGCUGACCUACCAGAGCUUGGGGGUAGUUUACGGGGACCUUAGCACAUCGCCUCUUUACGUUUACAAGAGCACCUUCGCCGAUGACAUCGAGCACACGGAGAGCAACGACGAGAUCUAUGGCGUCCUCUCCUUCGUUUUCUGGACACUCACCCUUAUCCCCCUCCUCAAGUACGUCUUCAUAGUGCUUCGCGCGGAUGACAAUGGCGAAGGUGGCACAUUUGCGCUCUACUCUCUCCUCUGCCGCCAAGGAACCAUUGGCCUCUCGCCCAGUCACCAGCUCGCUGACCAGGAGCUGUCCACUUACAAGAAAAAUGAUGACACCGUCUCUAGCAUUGCGGCCUCGGGUAGUGUCACUUCUGCCUCAAUUAUAAGAAGAUUACUAGAGAAGCAUCAGGCCUUGCAGGUUGCGCUGCUAAUUCUUGCGAUGAUCGGGACUUCCAUGGUCAUUGGGGAUGGAAUCCUCACCCCUGCGAUCUCUGUUUUCUCGGCAGUCUCGGGGCUUGAGCUUUCUAUGUCCAAGGAACAUCACAAAUAUGUUGAGGUACCAAUUGCAUGUCUCAUUUUAAUCUGCUUGUUUGCGGUGCAACAUCAUGGUACUCACCGACUGGGAUUCCUUUUUGCUCCAAUUAUUCUUAUUUGGCUAUUAUGCAUAAGUGUAAUUGGGGUGUACAACAUUUUCUACUGGAAUCCACACGUAUAUCGUGCCCUUUCUCCGUAUUAUAUGUAUAACUUUCUGAAGAAGACUCAGAGAGGAGGGUGGAUGUCACUUGGUGGAAUUUUGUUAUGCAUAACAGGCUCUGAAGCUAUGUAUGCUGAUCUGGGGCAUUUCUCCCAGUUGUCAAUAAAGAUUGCAUUUACUUUUGUGGUCUACCCAUCCUUGCUGCUUGCUUACAUGGGGCAAGCUGCGUACCUCUCUCAGCAUCACAUUGUUCGAACCGAUUAUCAAAUUGGUUUCUAUGUUUCUGUCCCAGAGAAUAUAAGGUGGCCAAUCAUGGGAAUUGCUGUUCUUGCGGCCGUGGUCGGAAGCCAAGCAGUCAUUACAGGUACUUUUUCCAUCAUCAAGCAGUGCUCUGCUUUGGGAUGUUUUCCAAGGGUAAAGAUAGUACAUACAUCUUCGAGAACUCGUGGUCAGAUAUACAUACCAGAGAUCAACUGGAUUUUGAUGAUACUUUGCUUAGCUGUUACUGUUGGUUUUCGUGACACAAAGCGCCUCGGCAAUGCAUCAGGGUUAGCAGUCAUUACUGUUAUGCUGGUCACCACUUGCUUGAUGUCUCUAGUAAUGGUCCUCUGUUGGAACAAGAGCAUUAUUCUCGCGGUAUGCUUUGUUGUUUUCUUCGGUUCCAUUGAAGCACUCUUCUUCUCAGCCAGUCUAAUUAAGUUCCUUGAAGGAGCUUGGGUUCCCAGUGCACUGUCUUUUAUGUUUAUUGCUAUCAUGUUCAUCUGGCAUUACGGCACGAUUAAGAAAUAUGAGUUUGACCUUGAAAACAAAGUCUCGCUCAAUUGGCUCCUAAGCAUAGGUCCGAACCUUGGCUUUGUACGCGUUCGAGGCAUUGGUGUGAUCGACACUGAGCUUGUAUCAGGCAUUCCUGCAAUAUUCUCCCAUUUCAUCACCAACUUGCCUGCAUUCCAUCAGGUUGUCGUAUUCCUCUGUAUUAAGUCGGUGCCAGUGCCAUACGUCCAACCUGAGGAACGCUUCCUUGUUGGUCGUGUUGGCCUCAAAGAAUACAGGUUAUAUAGGGUUAUUGUCCGGUAUGGGUACCAUGACAUUCAAAAGGAUGAUUCAGAGUUUGAAAGGGAUCUGGUUUGUAGCAUUGCGGAGUUCAUCCGUUCAGAAGGAUCGAAACCUGUCAGUUUGAGUGAAGAAACUGAGAACGGCGAUGAGAAAAUGACCAUGGUCAGCAUAGAUUCAAGGAUCCGAAAAGAGAAAGUUGAAUUAGAAGAUGCACCAGGCCCAUCAAGAGAAAUACUCGUGCAGGUUCGAGUGCCCAAAAAGCAAGUAAGAUUCGCAUUGCCCGAGAGUCUGCUAAAAAGAGAAGCGAACAAGGAAGAGUUGUUGGAACUAAUGGAGGCUAGAGAAGCAGGAAUGGCAUUCAUUCUCGGGCACGAGUACAUGAGGGCUAAGAGUGGAUCGAGCCUCGUUAAGCGACUGGUGAUUGAUCUGGGUUAUGAGUUCCUUAGAAGGAACUCUAGGGGCCGGACCUAUGCAUUUAACAUCCCUCAUGCUUCGACACUCGAGGUUGCAAUGCUGUAUCACAUUUGAACUCCAGGCAACAGACAGAUGUGUUAGAUUUUGUCAUGUGAAAUGUAAAUGGUGAGGUUGUGAUGAAGUCAGUCAGUAGGAGGUUCUCUUUUGCCUCAGCUAUACUUGUACAUAUGAGCUGGUCUGUUUUGAUGUGGCUGCUUAUGGCUAAAUAGAUUAUAAUACAGCACAUGGUAUACCAUUGUAUAGGAUGCCCUCUUUGUUCAGUCAAUUCUUAUUGGAACAUGUAUUGUUAAUGGAUUUAGAUAGAUCAAAAAGGCUAUGCUGUGGAAUUCAAUA
This is a messenger RNA of Zingiber officinale, 3432 nucleotides long. Its product is annotated as potassium transporter 8-like. The record is from RefSeq and is a predicted model, not a curated record. NCBI's taxonomy places the organism in Eukaryota, Viridiplantae, Streptophyta, Magnoliopsida, Zingiberales, Zingiberaceae. Gene Ontology annotation, molecular function: potassium ion transmembrane transporter activity. The coding region runs from base 829 to 3153 and encodes 774 amino acids. Gene Ontology annotation, biological process: potassium ion transmembrane transport. The transcript is spliced from 9 exons. Gene Ontology annotation, cellular component: membrane.